Messenger RNA from Apaloderma vittatum (bar-tailed trogon), 432 nucleotides. RefSeq names its product MKRN2 opposite strand (gene MKRN2OS). Lineage: Eukaryota; Metazoa; Chordata; Aves; Trogoniformes; Trogonidae. The transcript is spliced from 3 exons. The annotation marks the transcript as partial. The record is from RefSeq and is a predicted model, not a curated record.
GGAUACGCCGCGGAGUCCGAUCUUCAUGUGGGAAUAACCAGCAGCAACGGUGUGGUGUAUAAUUACACCGAGGAGGGCGUUGGCAGGGCUGAGACGGGCUGGGAGCAGUGCAUCAGUAUCCCCCUAGUGCAGCCAGACGUCUUCUGGCUUCUUCAGCAGUGGGAUGAGCUCCUAGAGGAAUUCUCUGCGGGAGAGGCCUGGCUUCCUCACAGGUACAACGAACACGACCACAACUGCUACACGUACGCGCUGGCAUUCAUUAACAGCGUGCUGACUGCGCAGGGCAAGCGGCAAAUGAGCAAAAGUGAAUUUACAGAGAGAUUCGUGAUCCCGCAGACCAAGAAAGCUUCCAAAUACAUGACUGUGCAUCAGGCCCUAACAGCUCACGACUUCUACAUUGUACCCCUUGCUGAUCAAGAAAGCCAGCCCUGA